UCAUUCACUCUCUCUCUCUCCACGCACACACACGCUCCCUCACUUUUCGUGGGAGAAAGUUGGAAGGGGGAGAGCGAAAGAGAGAGAAAGGGGGAGAGAGUGAUUUCAAGUCUCUCUCUGCUCUCUCCGCUUUCGGCACUCAUAUUAUCUGUGCUGUCUCAAUGGGGCUUUAGCGUUAAGGAAUCAAGUAAAAAAACAAUAUUUAUUUCCCUACAUCCCUUUUAGUAUUUAAGUUUUUGUACAGGUAGAUAGGUAACUUAUUCAAGACAAGUCGAAGCAACCCGUCAGACCACCCUCACUAUGGAUAUCGGAGAAUGGAUGUUUCGGAAGAAGCAGAGACCGUGGCGCAUGGAUCUCUCGCUCGCCUUGGUGACUUUGACUCUCGCCUUGUUCCAAGCCCCUUUGGCGCAAGCAGACCCUGUGGAUGUCUUGCGGGCGCUGCAGUUGCCCUCCCUGCCUGAGGGGGUGACCAAGGUUCCCGGCUUCUGCACGUCCCGCCGCGCUGGCACCCCCGACCAUGCCUACCGCAUCACCAAGAAGGCCCAGAUCUCCGUGCCCACCAGCCAGCUCUUCUCAGCCGGCUUCCCCGAGGACUUCUCCAUCAUGGCCCUGGUGAAGGCGAAGGCUGGCCUGCAGGCCUUCCUGCUGUCCCUGUACAGCGAGGCGGGCGUGCAGCAGCUGGGCGUGGAGCUGGGUCGCUCCCCCGUCUUCCUGUACGAGGACCAGAACCGCAAGCCGGCGCCCGAGGACUACCCGCUCUUCAGGGGCAUCAACUUGGCCGACGGCAAGUGGCAUCGCGUUGCCAUCUCGGUACAGAAGAAGGAAGUCACCCUGAUCCUGGACUGCAAGAAGAAGAUGACCAAGCCCCUCCUCCGCAGCAACAACGCCCAGAUCGACACCAACGGCAUCACUGUGUUCGGAUCCCGCCUACUGGACGAGGUCUUCCAGGGUGAUAUCCAGCAACUGCUGAUUGCCUCCAACCCCCAGGCUGCCUAUGACUUCUGUGAGCACUACAGCCCUGACUGUGACUCCCCUCUGCCCAGGAUCCAGGCCCAGGACCCCAACCCACCCGGUGGUAAGGCUAGCAAUGGCGAGGCAAGCAAACCCAAAGCGGCCCCAGCGAAGGCUAAGGCAGCCCUGGGGAAGCCUGCCCCUCCUCCAGCCAAACCUGCUGCAGAGAAGGCUAAGCCCGCUGCGGCUAAACCCGCAAAAGUCGUCGCCACUGCUGCCCCUGCCAAGCCCGCCAAGGCAGCCAAAGUAGAGGCAGCAGCCGCAGCUGUGGAGGCCGCCCCUGCUAAACCCACCAAGGCCAAGCCCACUGCCCUCGAGGUUCUCUUGUCAAAAAUCAAACCAACUGCCGCUGCUACUGCUGCUCCCAAAAACGGAGCUGAGAAGAAGGCUAACGGUAACGGCAAAGUGACAGAGGAGAAAAAAGUUGAGGUCAAAGUUAAUGGCAAUGGCAAAAAUGGCGAAGCCAAAGUUAAUGGUAAUGGAAAGGCAGCUGAGGAGAAAAAAGCCAACGGAAAUGGCAAGGCUAACGGCAAUGGAGAGGCUAAGGCUAACGGCAAUGGUGCUGCUAAGGCUAACGGCAAUGGAGAGGCUAAAGCUAACGGCAAUGGCGCUGCUAAGGCUAACGGCAACGGCAAAGCCAACGGUAAUGGAAAUGGCAAGGCAACCGAGGCUCCAGCCACUGUUGAAAAAAAAGUAAACGGCAAGGCCAAAGUGACUGAAGAAAAGGUUUCCGUCGUGGAGGAGAAAGUAGUGACUGUUGUUGAGAAAACAGUCACCGCUAAAGCUGCCCCCGAGAAAAAUGGGGCUGACAAGAAGGCUAACGGCAAUGGAGCUAAAAAUGGAGCAGCCAAAGCCGAAGCUAAGGUAGAGGUUGCUAAGGUAGAGGUCACAGUUGAAAAGAAGGAAAAGCCUAAAGUUGAGGUUGCUAAAGCUGAAACUGCCGUGACCGAGGCAAAAACCAAGAUCACGAAAGUGAAAGUAGAAAAGGUUGACAAACCUGUAAAGGCAGAGAAGAAGGUGGUGAAAGUCACACCAGCAAAGGCAGAGGUUACGAAAACCGAAGUGGUCAAAACCGAAGUGGUGAAAGUGGUAGCGGCCAAACCAGAGGUGAUUAAAACAGAGACUGUGACAGUAGUAGAAGUGGCUGCACCAGAAGUUGCCAAGACAGAGACCGUGAAAGCAGUAGCUGGCAAAACAGAGGUGACAAAGAAAGUAGUUAAAGUGGUGGCUGCUAAACCAGAGGUUGUUAAAACCGAGACUGUUGUGGUGUCCACACCAGAGGUUGUACAAACCGAAACAGUGGAGGUGGUAGCAACCAAGCCAGAAGUCACGAAAAAAGUGGUAGUAGUCAAAACAGAUCCCCCUAAAAAGGGCAAAGUGGUCACUACCAAAAAAGAAAUAGUCACCAAAACAGAAAUAGUUAAAGUAGCAGCUUCCAAACCAGUAGUCACCAAAACUGAAACAGUGGAGGUGGUAGUCACCAAACCAGAAGUCGUCAAGACCGAAACUGUCAAGGUGGUAGCAGUGAAGCCAGAAGUCGUCGAGACCGAAAUUGUCAAGGUGGUAGCAGCGAAGCCGGAAGUUGUCAAGACCGAAACAGUCGAAGUUGUAGUUGCGAAACCAGAGGUCACUAAGAAGGAAACCGUGAAAGUAAAAGCAGAGAAAGCUAAACCUGCCAAAGCAGAGGUCACGAAAACCGAAGUCAAGGUCACGGCAGCCAAACCGGCCGUCAAAGCAGAGAAGGUCAAAGUUGACGUCGCAAAAACAGAAACAGUCGUCACAAAAACAGAAACCGUAGUAAAAGCAGAGGAAACCAAAGAGGUCAAGGUCACAGCCGCAAAGCCAGAGGUUGCCAAAGCUGAAACUGUCAAGGUCAAGACUGUAAAAACGGAGGUGAAGGCACCGGCCAAAGCAGAGGUCACGAAAGUGGAGAAAGUUGAAGUCGUCGCUGCCAAGCCAGAAGUCACCAAAACAGAAGUAGUUAAAACCGUUAAAACCGAAGUCAAGGUUGCAGCCUCAAAGCCACCCCCGCCACCAAAGAAAGAGGCCCCUGCCCCCGUGCCCAUCCCCCUCCCUCCUCUCCCCAAGCCGGAGAAGACCAAGGUUACGGUCGAGAUCAAUAACGUCAAAUCCACAUCCAAACUUUUCCCCCCCUUUGACAAGUCUGUGGUCAGCGGCACCACCGUUCCUGUACCAGAAAAACCGAAGAAACCGACCAACGGUUAUCAACAGGAUGUAGAUCCUGACUACUCUGAGACUGGCCACACCCCCACCGAGGAUUAUUAUUACACCUUAGAGGAGGAGGAGGCGGCACCAUAUCCAGAUGGUGAGGUGAUUGGUCAACCACAGCCAGAUGGUGAGGUGAUUGGACAGGAUGCAACACCUGGCCAGGUGGAUGAGCCAGAGGUGACUGUGGAGCUGGAGGCUACCAAGGCAGGUGGCGCGGGGGCCUCUCAGGCCCCAGACGAGGCCUUCACAGAGGAGUAUGUGACCGGUGACUUUGGCAUGAAGGAAUACGACUAUUCCUACAAGGACUACCAGGAGCCGGCUCCGGAGGGCGAGACCGACGCCGGACACAUGGGCCCCGCUCUGUCUGCCGUGACGGACGAGGGAGGCGCUGCCGUGAGUGGCCUGAAGGGAGAGAAGGGAGACCCUGCUGUCCUGGAGCCUGGCAUGUUGAUCGAUGGGCCUCCCGGACCUGAGGGACCAGCAGGUCUCCCUGGUCCUUCCGGGCCUUCUGGACCCCCUGGCUCUGUUGGAGAUCCCGGCGAGAGGGGACCCCCUGGUAAGGCUGGCCUGCCCGGCGCUGAUGGAGUUGCUGGACCACCUGGCACCUCUGUUAUGCUGCCCUUCCGCUUUGGCCAGAGUGGUGGAGACAAGGGCCCAGCGGUCUCAGCCCAAGAAGCCCAGGCCGCAGCCAUCCUGUCCCAGGCUAGGAUGGCUCUGAAGGGACCACCUGGCCCAAUGGGCUACACGGGCCGCACCGGACCUGUGGGAUCUCCUGGUAGCCCUGGACUGAAGGGAGAGAGUGGAGACCCUGGACCUCAGGGUCCUAGAGGACCUCAGGGGUUGAGUGGACCACCUGGCAAGGCGGGACGCAGGGGUCGUGCUGGUGCUGAUGGAGCUCGCGGUAUGCCAGGAGAGUCUGGAUCUAAGGGUGACCGUGGCUUCGAUGGGCUUCCUGGUUUGCCUGGCGACAAGGGAACGCGGGGUCACACCGGUGGAAUGGGACCACAAGGGUCUAUUGGAGAGGAUGGAGAGAGGGGAGACGACGGAGACGUCGGACCCAGAGGUCUUCCAGGUGAACCAGGACCCCGUGGUCUGCUGGGUCCUAAAGGUCCUACUGGCCUUCCUGGACCUCCUGGUGUACGCGGAAACGAUGGUCCUCAUGGUCCUAAAGGAAACUUGGGACCCCAGGGAGAGCCAGGCCCACCCGGGCAGCAGGGUCAACCAGGAACUCAGGGAAUGUCAGGACCUCAGGGUGCUAAUGGACCUCCAGGAGAGAAGGGCCCCCGAGGAAAGCCUGGUCUGCCAGGCAUGCCCGGUGCUGAUGGACCUCCAGGCCACCCAGGAAAGGAAGGGGCAGGUGGCACCAAAGGAAACAUGGGACCAAGCGGGCCUCAGGGUCCUAUUGGUUACCCUGGCCCUCGUGGAAUCAAGGGUGAGCAAGGUAUCCGUGGACUGAAGGGACACAAGGGGGAGAAGGGUGAAGAUGGCUUCCCAGGAAUCAAAGGAGACUUUGGAGUCAAAGGAGAGAGAGGAGAGCUGGGAGUUCCUGGACCGAGGGGAGAGGACGGUUCUGAGGGGCCAAAGGGUCGUGUCGGACCCCCUGGCGAGAUCGGCCCACUUGGUCUGGUUGGAGAGAAGGGUAAACUUGGUGUUCCUGGUCUGCCUGGAUAUCCUGGAAGACAAGGAAUCAAGGGAUCUCUCGGUUUCCCAGGAUUCCCUGGUACCAACGGCGAGAAAGGAGGAAGGGGCAUCAUUGGAAAGGCUGGACCUAGAGGACAGAGAGGACCAACUGGACCCAGAGGCCAGAGAGGUCCCCGUGGCUCAACUGGAAAGCUUGGCGCUAAGGGAUCGUCAGGAAGUGAUGGGCCUCCCGGACCUCUAGGAGAGAGGGGACUUCCUGGACCUCAAGGAGCAAACGGAUUCCCUGGGCCAAAGGGACCUCCCGGACCACCAGGGAAAGAUGGACUGCCCGGACACCCUGGACAGAGAGGCGAAGUGGGAUUCCAAGGCAAGACUGGGCCUCCCGGUCCCCCUGGAGUUGUUGGGCCUCAGGGUCCUGCAGGCGAGACCGGCCCAUUGGGUGAGCGCGGACACUCCGGCCCCCCUGGACCUCCAGGAGAGCAGGGAUUGGCUGGCCCCUCUGGGAAGGAGGGAACCAAGGGAGACCCCGGUCCCCCUGGCGGACCUGGAAAAGACGGACCCCCGGGACUGAGAGGAUUCCCCGGAGAGAGAGGACUUCCAGGAACCCCUGGAGGCCCUGGACUCAAAGGAAGUGAAGGCCCAGCUGGUCCUCCUGGCCCUGCCGGAUCUUCAGGCGAGAGGGGCUCAGCUGGCGGUGCAGGCCCCAUCGGACCCCCAGGAAGACCUGGACCUCAGGGACCACCAGGAACUGCUGGAGAGAAGGGAGUGCCCGGAGAGAAAGGACCAAUGGGGCCAGCUGGUCGUGAUGGACUGCAAGGCGCAGUGGGUCUCCCCGGCCCCGCAGGACCACCAGGAGUUACCGGAGAGGACGGAGACAAGGGAGAAGUUGGAGAGCAUGGUCAGAAGGGCGCUAAGGGAGGCAAGGGAGAACAUGGUCCUCCUGGUCCACCAGGAUCAAUUGGUCCAGUUGGCCAGCCCGGUGCCGCUGGAGCAGAUGGGGAGACUGGAGCGCGGGGUCAACAGGGUAUCUUUGGAUCCAAGGGAGACGAAGGAACAAGAGGAUUCCCAGGGCCUCCAGGUCCCAUCGGUCUUCAGGGAUUGCCCGGCGUUUCAGGAGAGAAGGGAGAGACGGGAGACGUUGGCCCAAUGGGACCUCCUGGUCCUCCAGGACCCCGUGGCCCUGCUGGUCCCAACGGUGCUGAUGGUCCUCAAGGUCCUCCAGGAGGUAUCGGAAACCCAGGUCCUGCAGGAGAGAAGGGAGAGCCUGGCGAGUCCGGUCCACCUGGAAUUGGAGGCGAACCAGGAAAGAAGGGGCCUCGUGGAGAGCGCGGUGAGAAGGGCGAGUCGGGACAACCCGGAACGGCUGGACCCUCUGGCGGAAGAGGACCCACGGGAGACGACGGACCUAAAGGCAACCCUGGCCCUGUUGGUUUCCCUGGCGAUCCUGGUCCCCCUGGUGAGCUUGGACCAAGAGGAGCCGAUGGAGCAAAGGGAGAGAGAGGAGAGGACGGCGAACAAGGAGAAGCUGGCUCUCCCGGACCUUCUGGCGAGAAUGGACCACCCGGACCUCCUGGAAAGAGGGGUCCCGCCGGAACAAGAGGACCUGAGGGCCGUCAGGGAGAGAAGGGUGCCAAGGGUGACAACGGAGCAAAGGGACCACCAGGAAAGACAGGGGCAGUGGGACCUCAGGGUCAGCCAGGAAAACCAGGAACAGAGGGACUGAGGGGACUUCCUGGAUCAGUGGGUGAACAAGGCUCUCCAGGACCUUCCGGGCAGCAAGGACCUCCUGGACCUCUGGGUCCUCCAGGUUUGGCUGGCCUUCGCGGAGAUCCCGGUGCCAAGGGAGAGAAGGGCCACUCGGGUAUGAUCGGUCUGAUCGGACCCCCCGGUGAGCAGGGAGAGAAGGGAGACAGGGGACUGUCCGGACCGGCCGGAACCUCUGGACCCAAGGGAGAGACUGGUAUGCCCGGUGGCACUGGACCUCUCGGCCCUGCUGGUCCUGCUGGUCUGCCUGGUCCUAGAGGAGUCAAGGGAGCUAAGGGAGCUUCUGGUGGAGCUGGUCCUAAGGGAGAGAAGGGUGUAUCAGGACCUCCAGGACCUCCUGGACCCCCCGGUGAUGUCAUCCAGCCGCUGCCCAUCCAGAUCCCCAAGAAGUCCAAGCGCUCCAUCGACGCCAGCAAGAUGCUGUCGGAGACGGACGCAGAGGUGGCGGCCGAUGGCACGGGCACCGAGUUCCUGACGGGCAACGAGGGCAUGGAGGAGAUCUACGGCUCGCUCAACUCGCUGCGGCAGGAGAUCGACGCCAUGCGCUUCCCCCUGGGCACUCAGGAGAGCCCCGCACGCACCUGCCAGGACCUCAUGAUCAGCCAGCCCGACCUCAAGGAUGGUGAGUACUGGAUUGACCCCAACCAGGGAUGCUCUCGCGACUCCUUCAGGGUCUACUGCAACUUCACAGCAGGCGGAGAGACAUGUCUCAACCCAAGCAAGGCUGUGGAAAACGUUAAACUUAACACCUGGGCCAAGGAGACUCCUGGCUCCUGGUACAGCAAAUUCUCAAAGGGCAGCAAGUUCUCGUACGUGGACGCUGUGGGAGAGCCCGUGGGUGUGGUCCAGCUGGGCUUCCUGCGACUACUGAGCGUCCAGGCCCGCCAGAACCUCACCUACCACUGCCACCGGUCCGUGGCCUGGGCCGACCGCACUAGCAAGGACAAGGAGCAGUACCAACGUGCGCUGCGCUUCCAGGGCUCCAACGAGGAGGAGCUCGCCUACGAGACCAGCCCCUACAUCAAGGCUCUCGAGGACGGCUGCUCGUAUCGUAAGGGCAACGACAGGACAGUGCUGGAGGUGAACACGCCUCAGGUGGAGCAGCUCCCUCUACUGGACAUGAAGAUAUCAGACUUUGGGGAGAAUAACCAGAAAUUUGGCUUUGAAGUGGGACCUGUCUGCUUCCUGGGUUAAAACACAUGCAGAGAGAGCAAGAGAGAGGGGAACACAAGCAAUUGCCACACUCGAAGCACACUCACACUUACACUGACACACACACACACACACACACACACACGGACAUGCACUUGUACAACACAUAUUGAUUCAACCACAUAGAUGUGCCAAUAUGAAUGCUCAGUGUUUUUUUUAAGUUAAAGAUGUGGAAUACACGCUCUCAUAUACUCACACAGACAUACAACUACACACACAAACACAAACACAAACACACACACACACGCAUACAAGAUCUGUUGUGAGACAGAUCGGCACUCACUUAAGAACAUGCCCAGGGAAACCGACUCCCCAACUCCAGUGGACGAGAAGAGAAGAGAAAAGCUGGGAACGCCCCCACCCCCCCACACGCAGGGAGGGAGCCAAGAUGGUCGCCUGUGAGGGAAGAGUGUUCUGGCCAGAAUAGAACUGAGCUCUUUUGUAACCAGUGGCUGAACCAAAGAGUCAGCGACCGACCGCCCAUCCAUUUCCGCCCAGCCCCAAAACCCCUACUACCCGUCCCUCCAACUCCCUCCCUGCCUCCCCUAGGUUAUAAACAGACACUCCCCCCCUCUCGAUUCCUGUCCCUUCCCCGCUGUUUUUUUUUCCACAUUUGAGGCGAGUCUCACCCUCUCUACCUCUUUUUGCUUUAUCCCUCCAGCAUCCAGCCUCACAUACAGCCCAGCACGGCUUCCACCAUCCCAUCCCGCCCCGCCCCGUCCCCCAUCACGCCUUAUGCCGUCCCACUCCAUACACUUCCUGCGCCUCAUGUCCUGUGUCUUGAAAUAUAUAUAUAAAAAACCCAAAACAAAAUGGAUUCCCUCGUAAGCAGCCCCAAACUAAACAAAACCAUGGAAGUUUUUUUUCCUUCUUUUUACCAGCUGAGAAAUGACACCUGCUGACUGACAAGUGAAGUGGGGAAACAGACUGAAGAAUAGGAUAUUUUUUUCUCUUUUGUAUAAAAAAAGCAUACACACACCAUUGGAAAUAUCAAGCGGGAAUAUAAUAUAUGAAAUGUGUCUUAACAGCCAUGUUCAGGGGCAGGAACUGCCUGAUCCCAAGUCCAGUCUGCAGAGUAUAAUUUGCCCGCUGUUGUGUUAAAAGUUCAACAGUGUGCUUCUCACAGGUGUGUCCAUCCCAUAGUGGUAAAGGUGAUUGAGAAAGGUCAGUUUUUUGUCAACCCCAACAGUAAUAAAACAAAGGAAAACACCAAAUCUCA
Molecule: messenger RNA, 9076 nt
Organism: Engraulis encrasicolus (European anchovy)
Lineage: Eukaryota; Metazoa; Chordata; Actinopteri; Clupeiformes; Engraulidae
Product: collagen alpha-1(XI) chain-like
Exons: 66
Coding region: 301-7839 (2512 amino acids)
Biological process (GO): sensory perception of sound; collagen fibril organization; cartilage development
Cellular component (GO): collagen trimer
Molecular function (GO): extracellular matrix structural constituent conferring tensile strength
Source: RefSeq, a predicted model, not a curated record